GAGGAUACCGAAUACAGUAAGACACCAAGUGGAGGAACAGACAUGCCCAAAGCACCCAAAAAGAAAUUUUCCACCACAGCAAGCCCAGCCGGAGCCACUGUCUCUGCAGAAAAGCACAUGAACUCUGUGUUCAAGUUCAACACCAAUCUCGGCCAGCAUAUUCUCAAGAACCCCUUGGUAGCCCAGGGUAUUGUGGACAAAGCGCAAAUAAAGCCAAGUGAUGUAGUCUUGGAAGUGGGUCCAGGUACUGGUAAUCUUACUGUGAGAAUCUUGGAGCAAGCGAAGAAAGUCAUUGCUGUUGAAAUGGACCCUAGAAUGGCAGCUGAAUUGACCAAAAGAGUCCACGGAACUCCUCAGCAAAAAAAGCUCGACAUCUUGCUUGGAGAUUUUAUGAAAACAGAGCUUCCGUAUUUCGAUGUCUGCAUAUCCAAUACCCCCUACCAGAUCUCUUCUCCGUUGGUGUUCAAAUUGCUUAACCAGCCGAAACCUCCCCGUGUGUCUAUUCUUAUGUUCCAGAGAGAAUUUGCGUUGCGUCUCUUAGCUCGUCCCGGCGACUCCUUGUAUUGUAGGUUAUCUGCAAAUGUGCAAAUGUGGGCCAAUGUCACACAUAUCAUGAAAGUGGGAAAGAAUAAUUUCCGCCCUCCUCCGCAGGUCGAAUCCUCUGUGGUUAGGAUUGAGAUCAAACAACCGCGCCCGCUGGUAGAUUUUGAGGAGUGGGACGGUCUUCUUCGGAUUGUUUUCGUGAGAAAAAACAAGACCAUAGCCGCUGGGUUCAAGUCGAACAACGUUAUCGAGAUUCUCACGAAAAACUACACAACAUAUUUGGCCCAACAAGAUGCCGACUCCAUGCAAGUGGACAGCAAAGGCGACUUGACUGCUGUAGUCAAACAGAAGAUAGAAUCGGUGCUCACUGAAACCGGAUACUCUGAUCAAAGAGCUGCUAAGAUGGACCAAACGGAUUUCUUAAAACUUUUGUAUGCCUUCCACCAGGUGGGCAUCCAUUUUGCAUAAACUUUUCUUCUCUCACUAUAUAUAUUACUAGAACCGAGGCCGAUUCUCAUGUUUGAGAAUUGUUUUCAAAUAAAUGGAUUG
Molecule: messenger RNA, 1092 nt
Organism: Metschnikowia bicuspidata var. bicuspidata NRRL YB-4993
Lineage: Eukaryota; Fungi; Ascomycota; Pichiomycetes; Serinales; Metschnikowiaceae
Gene: DIM1
Product: putative dimethyladenosine transferase
Exons: 1
Coding region: 43-1011 (322 amino acids)
Biological process (GO): rRNA methylation
Cellular component (GO): mitochondrial matrix
Molecular function (GO): rRNA (adenine-N6,N6-)-dimethyltransferase activity
Source: RefSeq, a predicted model, not a curated record